AUGUCAGAAGAUUCAGAAAAGGAAGACUAUUCAGACAGAACUCUCAGUGAUGACGAUGAUCAGGAUGAAGAUACAUUUGUGCAAUUUGUAAGUGAUGACAUUCAUCAGUGUACACUACUAACAGCUGAUUCUACUGGUGACCUGUUCUUCCCUCAGACUACACAGAUACUAUUGGAAUGUCAGCUAGGAAGGUGGGUGCCACACCUCCGGGAACCACGAGAUUUAUAUGGUGUCUCCUCUUCCGCACUGAGCCCAACAUGGUGGCCAUACCACUGUGAGGCCAUUGAUGAGAAAGUUCAGCAUAUUGGUAUGUUUUUAGCAGUUUGGGGGAUUCGAACAUUAGCAGACACUUUGUCUACUUUGAUUUUAGUGAGGAGACUCAUGGUGUAA
This is a messenger RNA of Nannospalax galili (Upper Galilee mountains blind mole rat), 390 nucleotides long. Its product is annotated as cytosolic carboxypeptidase 3. The record is from RefSeq and is a predicted model, not a curated record. Lineage: Eukaryota; Metazoa; Chordata; Mammalia; Rodentia; Spalacidae.